CGUGAAGGGCAUGAACUCUUUUUCCCUAUCUGUGUGCGUGUGCCUGUGAAACUUGUGAGAAGAUAAAAGGGCUUGUGAAAACCUUGUUGAGCAGACACUCCUGACUGAUCAGACCUCAGCAGACAUACCAGCAGAACUGCACAGUGUGAAAAAAACAACCUGCCAAGAUGUGUUGCUCCGGCUUUCUCAAGAUGAUGAUGUUCAUCUUCAAUGGCGCCAUCUUUCUGGCAGGUGCGGGCAUCCUCGGUGUGGGUGUGUGGGUGAAGGUGGACAGUGGUUCUCUGACGGGUUUACUGGAGAGUGCAGAUGCACCGUCUGAGUUAUCGGUGCUGGCCAACGUCAGCUACCUGCUCAUUGGGGUGGGUGCUGUGCUGCUGGUCAUAGGCUUCCUGGGCUGCUGCGGAGCUGUCAAGGAGAGCAGGUGUAUGCUGCUAACGUUCUUCAGCAUUGUGCUGAUUAUCUUCAUCGUCGAGGUUGCUGGUGUUGUGCUGCUGUUUGUCUUCAAUGAUUUGUCUGAUCAGAUUGUUGUGGCUCUGGAGCAAGAGGUUGGAAAAAGCCUUGGAGAGCAGUUUGGACGCAGUGACAGUGAGGGUUUCACCUCUGUCUGGAACACCACCAUGAAGGAGUUUCAGUGCUGUGGAGCCAAGAACUACACAGAUUUUGAUGGCUCCCCUUUUAACACUGAGAAUGUAAAUGUUUAUCCACAAACAUGUUGCAAUGAAACCAUCACGGUGGGCGUAUGCAAUGAAUACGAAGCAGAGCGUUCGCACAUUGCUGGCUGCGUAGGAAAGCUGGUGCAGCUGAUAGAGGAAAACGCUGUCAUCAUCGCAGCUGUGGUUCUUGCGAUCGCUGCUCUGGAGAUUGCUGCCAUGGUGGUUUCGAUGGUUCUCUACAAGCAGAUCGGCAACAAGGCGUGAUGUGUCCUGUUUGGGAUGAGAUAACAACAUCGUAAUUGGUGGAGAAAUUGUACUUGUAAGAGGCUUUCUAUGUAUAAAGGUUUUCUUUUUUUUAUGUGAUUUAAAAAUGACAGACAAUCAGACAGACACACUUUUAACGCUCUACAUGCAUUAUGCAGAGCAUGAUCUAAUAUGUUUUUAGUUUCAGAACUAUAUCUGUACACAUUUAUACUGUUAUAUAUUUAUGAAGGAAGGGCUGCUGUCAGCGGACAUUGUAUGUGCUGAUAUAUGUUGGUAAUAAUAUAUGAUGAUGCACAGAGCUGGACAGGCUGUGUCAGUUGUUUACAUCCCCCACACAUUCACUGCAAGCUGUAAUAUAAUGAAUUUAUUUUUGUAUUUUUGAUCAUAUUAAAAUACAUAUCACAAUCCUAACCUUCUUUUAUUUACACAUUA
Molecule: messenger RNA, 1349 nt
Organism: Centropristis striata (black sea bass)
Lineage: Eukaryota; Metazoa; Chordata; Actinopteri; Perciformes; Serranidae
Gene: tspan34a
Product: tetraspanin 34a
Exons: 8
Coding region: 168-917 (249 amino acids)
Cellular component (GO): membrane
Source: RefSeq, a predicted model, not a curated record